AUGGAACUGUCUGGCGACGAGUUGAACGACCCGAACAUAAUCUACGGUGGUCCUCUGCCCGAGGAUUUUAACCGCGGUUGUGCCUCGCUGGGAGAACUGGUCGUGCGCGAGUUCAGCAAGGUGCGCGAGAAGGUAGCCCUGAUCAGUGGAAUUAGCACUUUGCAGUUAACCUACGGUGGCCUAUUGGAACAGUCGUUAGCUUUGGCUGCCUAUCUGGAAGAGCAAGGUGUUCGGGAGAGCGACGUGGUUGCCCUGAUCAGCGAGAAUCGUUUUGAGUUUCCGGUUGUGGUGUUCGCAUUGAUCUACCUUGGAGCUACUGCAGCUCUGUUCAAUCCCGGUUAUACAGAACGUGAGUUUGAGCAUGCUUUUAGAUUGGCGAAACCGAAAGUUAUCUUCGCCUCAGCUCGAGCCUAUCUGCCAGCGCAGAAAGCUAGUCUGCGAAUUCGUCGACCGGUGAAAUUCAUCUAUCUGGAUGAUAACGGUAGGGGGCAAACGUUGCAGAAAUGCUUGGAGGAUUCCAGCAGAAAAUUUAAAGCCGAUAGUUUUGUACCCAAAGCUGUGGACAUCAAGAACCAGGUCGCACUAAUUGUGAUGUCUUCAGGUACUACUGGCCUGCCGAAAGGAGUUCAGAUUACUCAACGGAAUAUGAUGACGACAUUGUCGUAUACGCGAACAUUUUUGGAUACAAUUGGAAGCAAUCAAGAAGAAAUGGUAGCAGUUGACGUCAUUCCAUGGUUUCACGUAGCUGGGGGAGUAUCGAUGCUGAACUGGUUGGCCAAUGGAAUGCGAUUGGUUUUUCUGCCCAAAUUUGUCUCACGAAAUUAUUUGAGCUGCAUUCAACAAUAUCGACCGAACAUGCUGAAUAUGGUGCCACCGAUUGCAAUAUUUUUGGCAAAACAUUCCAUGGUUGAUCAGUUUGAUCUUUCUUCGGUGAAAACUAUCAUCUGCGGUGCGGCUCCGUUGAGCCGUGAGGUUGAAGAUUUGAUUCGAGCUCGGCUGAAUGUGACUUCGAUUCGACAAGCGUACGGGAUGAGUGAAACCACAUUGGCCAUUUUGCUUCAGCUGGAUGCGGAAAACAAACCGGGAAGUGUGGGUCGCGUCCGUCCGGGGCAGUGGGUUAAGGUGGUUGAUACGGAUAAUGACCGGACACUUGGUCCGUACCAAAAUGGGGAGCUAUGCUUUAAAGGAAGUCUCAUAAUGAAAGGAUACAUUGGACAGGAAAAGGCCAUCGAUGACAAGGGUUGGUUGCGCACCGGGGACAUAGGAUACUACGAUAACGGGAAGGAUUUCUAUAUCGUUGACCGGCAGAAGGAAUUGAUCAAAUACAAAGCAUUUCAGGUAGCACCCACCGAGUUGGAGGCUCUAUUGUUGUCCCACCCGGCGGUCAAGGAUGCCGCGGUGGUUGGCCUACCGGACGAUCGAGACGGUGAGUUAGCUACCGCUUUCGUUGUGCCAGCCGAAGGAGUGGCUGCUAAUGUGAAAGACAUUGCUCAGUUUGUGGACGCCCAGGUGUCGGUUCAGAAGCGACUCCACGGUGGAGUCAGAGUAAUUGAGGAGAUUCCAAAAACGGCGAGUGGCAAAAUUCUGAGACGCAAAUUGCGUGAAAUUCUCAGAAGUAAAUCCAAACUGUAAGAGUUGCGGUUGACAGGGGAUGUAUUAUUAUGUUUUUUCUUUGAUAUAGCCUCAU
Molecule: messenger RNA, 1687 nt
Organism: Sabethes cyaneus
Lineage: Eukaryota; Metazoa; Arthropoda; Insecta; Diptera; Culicidae
Product: luciferin 4-monooxygenase-like
Exons: 3
Coding region: 1-1632 (543 amino acids)
Biological process (GO): fatty-acyl-CoA biosynthetic process; long-chain fatty acid metabolic process
Molecular function (GO): long-chain fatty acid-CoA ligase activity
Source: RefSeq, a predicted model, not a curated record